Ostertagia ostertagi is the source of this 1845-nucleotide messenger RNA. The record is from the annotation of a GenBank genome assembly. NCBI's taxonomy places the organism in Eukaryota, Metazoa, Nematoda, Chromadorea, Rhabditida, Trichostrongylidae.
AUGGCUGAGGUUGAAGAGGAGAUGGAAGUGGAUGCGGAUGUAGAGAAUCAACAUUUCCAUAGUCCACGAAGAAAGCGACCACAUCACAAUGCUGACUCGCAAAUUAGUUUCUUGGAAGUUGCUGGCCGUGUCGCUGGCGUAGAACUAGAAAAUUUUAUGUGCCAUGGUCGACUAAAAGUCGAUUUUGAUACCGCUAAUAACAACUGCUUCUACAUCGGGGGACCAAACGGAAGUGGUAAAAGCGCCCUUUUUGCUUCCUUGAAUAUAGGCCUCGGUGGUCGAGGAAACGAUAAUGACCGUGGACCAUCCGUGAAAACCUUACAUAAAGAAGGUAAAAACAAGGCCAAAAUUCGAUUAAUUUUGACAAAUAGAGGAUUGGGAAGCCACCCGGACUACGGAGACUUCGUAGUAGUUGAACGAACAAUCACUCCAUCUUCCUCGACUUACAUCCUCAAAAGUAUUACUGGCUCCGGUAGAAACCAGCAUGAGAGGGUUGUUUCAAAAAAGAAAACUGAUUUGGAUCAGCUGAGGAUUCGGUAUGGUAUCCAGCUUAGCAAUCCUAUAUUCUGGAUGAGUCAAGAUAGGUCUCGGCAUUUUUUGCAGCAAAUGAAACCUGAUCGAUUAUACAAGAUCUUCAUGCAUGCCACUGAACUUGAACACACUAAGGAAUGUUAUGAAAAGUGCGAACAAAUUGUUACUUCUAUAGGAGCUAUGUGUAAAUCGAUGAAAUCUGAUUUCGAGAAACAGAAGAGAGAAUAUCAGUCAAUGGUGGAAGAGCGUCGAAGACUGCGUACCAUACAGGAGAUGCGAAAUAAGCAGAGUGAAAUUGGAUGGAUGUUAUUGUGGUGCCCAUUGAGGGAUGUUCUUGAGGAGAUCCAAGUUAUUGAGAAGAAGCGAGAGAAGUUUCAAAAGGAGCUGAGAAUACUCCAGGAGGGAAUCGAGGAGGGCAAGUCCAAGAAAGAGGACUGCGCCACCCAGGCAUCCGUGCUACGGAAUCGACUAGAAAAGAAGAGCAGCGGCCUUCGGAGUUCGAGAGAAAAGAUGAGUUCAUUGAAGGCAACGAUAAGUAAUCUCAAGAGCGACUUAGGUGGUCAAGAUUCGAAGCAACGAGCGCUAGAAGCUAGUCGCGUAUCACUGGAGAAACGACGCGACCGAUUGGUCGAGCAAAUUGCAAGCUACGAAGAGGAGUCACAGUGUGAGAAACGAAAAGAAGAGGUGGCUCUCACGAAAAAGAAGAUGGAAAAGAUCAAUGAGAAAAUCGUUCGAGAAGCUCGUCGGAUCCCUGGGAAGAUAAGGGAGUUAGAGCAAGAAAUCCAUCGGAGUGAGAUGACAGCCAACAAUGCAUUGAUGAGAUUCGGUGAGAAUGUGCCGAGAAUCUUGGAGGUGAUGAACGCAAAUGCCGAAAGGUUCGAACAUGUGCCAAAAGGGCCUAUUGGAAUGCAUAUCAAGGUCCGUGACCGGAGGUGGGCGUUUGCUAUUGAGGAAGCCACUCGACGUUUGUUGACAUCAUUUGUGUUCAACUCGAAGCGAGACCAUCAAAUCUUUGAACGCCUGAUGAAGAACAACCGAAUAAGCGGGGCAUUGCCUAAUGCAAUAUUUGCCAAAAAUGUCUUAAUCGAUAUGGCAACCGUAGAAGGCACAGUUCUUCUCAAAUCAGACGAAGACGCUCGUCGUAUCAUGGAUGGACUAUGUCCAGAAAAAUGUGUCCGUGCCUACACGGCAACCGGCGGUAUGGCUAUGGGCCGCAAUCGACGUGGAGAAGGCUUUUACCGUUUCUAUGCUUGUCGAUCUUCACCGAGAGUUGUUCUGCUUUCGGAGCAAGCAACUGUGGCUGAUGUAGAGUAA